Molecule: messenger RNA, 12419 nt
Organism: Babesia bovis T2Bo
Lineage: Eukaryota; Apicomplexa; Aconoidasida; Piroplasmida; Babesiidae
Product: Hydrolytic ATP binding site of dynein motor region D1 family protein
Exons: 4
Coding region: 51-12389 (4112 amino acids)
Biological process (GO): microtubule-based movement
Cellular component (GO): dynein complex
Molecular function (GO): dynein light intermediate chain binding; ATP binding; minus-end-directed microtubule motor activity
Source: RefSeq, a predicted model, not a curated record
AGGGUAAACUAUGCUUGAAUGUUUACCGAACCUGCUAACGUUAUCUCAUUAUGAAUUACAAACAAGAGGAUAAUGCCAUUAUCAAUGACACAAUAGUAGGGCACGUAAAAUAUACAGAUUAUGUAAAAUUCAUUUCUCAAGUUGCUUCAUUAUACCUUGGUGUGAGCCAGCAUUCUGUAUGUGAGAGUUUGCUUAAUAAUCAAACGUUCGUUAAAAAUGCACUGUUAGAUAGCAAAGGGGGUAAACCUUUAUUGGUUUCGGCGGACGCUCUCAGCACUGAAAAUGAAAAAUGGGAUAUUCGAACUCACAGAGGAUGGGACGACCUGUUUGGCACAGAUAGAAAAGCUGUGGCAUUUAUAGGCUUAACAUGUUACGGUGAAAAGGUAAUCCAAGAAGACGAUGGAUUGAGUAAGACUAUGUUACCUCUGUUUUGGAAUUGUAAUCUUUCCCCAUGCAAAUUAUCGUUGCAAUUGUUGGAAGACAUCAUUAAUCCAAUACUAAUGAAUGAAAAGUAUAAAUAUUGUGGUGACAAUAAAAGGCACGAUUUGGUUAACGAUGCAUUAAAUUCGAUAAUGCGCACAAUAAAUAUAUUUCGACAGAUUGAUUCGAAGUCAUCGAUCGAACCUCCGUAUUUUGUUAUAGGGGAAUCUCUAAGUAGGGUAGUCACAUAUGGCGGCCCCAAUGCUAAAAGGUGGGAUAUUCAAAUUCCAAGUGAAGCUAUGUUGGAAGACAUCAAACAAAAUGUUGUGCAAUGGUCUGUUGAAGUCGCACGUAUACUCGGAUUAUACCAUAAAAUGUUAAAUAAUGAGUUGUCAUCUGCAACGUCAAGUGUCAAUGACGUAGUAGAUGGAGACAUAAUAUCCUCAGAGACAAUAACUAGCGAUAGUUCUUCUGACACGUAUUCUUCUUUUAGCGACUCAGAUCAAUUUGAAAACUCACAAAGGAUAGAUAUGUUCGAUGGGGAUGCCAAUGUAGAAGAUAGUUCAACAAAACUUUCCAUGGGAUUCCACAUCGAAAAGCCCAUAAACGUCGAGGAAGAAACUACAUUCUGGCUGCACUAUGAAAUGGCUUUGAUGGAUCUCCACGAGCAAUUGUGUUCUCCACUGGUAGAAAAUACAAUUAGUCUAUUGGAAUACAACAACGUAGAUGUAAAAUCUAUAUACUCUUUUGAUGACGCCAUGGAAACAACCUCACGUAUGCUUGAUUGGGUUGAAAAUAUCAAUAUUAUUAUGAGAAGCUUUCCUGUGGGUUAUUUAAAAGGAGUGGGAGACGUUGGUGUUUUAAAGGACGGAAUAUACAUUGUUUUAAAGCACUUGUCAAAGGCAAGGUUUUUAAAGCAUUACAGUUCUAACAAAUUGUCUGACAUAAUAUUAGGGCUCACUGUGGAAAUGCUAGCAUCGUGCGCAGCCAUUAUAGGCGAUGGUAUCAAUAAAGCAAUCGAUGUGGAAUUAAGUAGAGAUUUAUUCAAGUCUAUUGAAGAAAUAAUGACCAUCUGGAACCAUGGGGUAGAGGCCUUGAAAGCUGAUCUAGACAUAGAUGGCAAUUCAACUGUUACAUUCUUCACUGGGGAAUGUAACAAUCGCAUCAGUGAAGCACGGGAUGUUUUGCAAGCGAUCGAGCAAUCCAUUCACAGAUAUUUGUCCAUAUAUGCAGAUGCGGCAAUUAUUGUGGAAAUGAAAAUAGUUUUCAAUGGGAAUCUUCAACAUGAAAAUAUAAAAUAUUGUGAAAAGAUCGUUGAUGUUAUAAAUCAAUCCAAUUCACUUUGUAAAAGCAUGUUGGAUUCAUAUUCUUUAAAUAUAAAAAAUAAAAUCCAAGUGAAUGAAUCAUUCGAUUUUAACGACAUCCUACCAUGUGUUCAUACGUUCAACUUUGCUUUGACACAAAUCGAAAAUACUAUUAUGACAACGUUUAGAUCAUGUAUAUCUGAUAUUAGCAACUUGGAUAGUAUACCUCAAGUGUUGUAUUACGUUACACAGUUCUCCUCUUGUGAAGGGGGGUAUUUGACCGACGUUUUUGAGAAUGUGGUCAAUAUUAUUGCCGACGAAGUUGAAGCACUAGAAACUAUCACAACGAUGCCCAACGUCAAUAACGUAAACCCUGUGUAUUACAUCACGAUAAGUGAUUCAGGGGCAGAGGCGCAUAACAUUGCAAGGAUAAAAGGGAAACUAAUGGUUCUAGAAAAGAUAGUGAAAAGAUUAGGUCUUGUUGUGGGUUCAGAAACCAUAAAGAAUUUAAUUAACAAGAUGGGGAAGCUUCAUGAGAAUGUUAACACCUUGAUAUUACAGUGCUCCACGGAAUGCGGCCUUCAAAUGUGCCGAAAGAUGAUUGACAUCACUAAAGGUGAUGUAGAAGAAAUGCAAUGUGUUAUCUUAUAUCCAUUUGACAAUUCUUUAGACAACUUAGGAAAAUGGAUGUAUAUGGCUUAUUUCGGUAUGUCGGUUGACUAUGAAUCUACAGCAGAAAUGCACACUAUUCUAUCUAUAGUUCUGAUUGUGAGACAUAUAUUUAGAUCAUUUAAUGAAAUAGGGGAGUUGAAAGCAAUAUAUGAUAAACAGAACAGUACUAAUGCGUUGUACCUUCCCGAGCCCUUCUCAUUGGCCAUACAAAACAUGACAUGGGAAAACCUCAUGAUUCCUGACACACUUGAAACUGUCUACAAUAUCGUGCACUCUGAAUUCCUAGACACUUCUCGGUCUGUGGCUCUGAUAGGGUUUCUGGAGGAUAUUAAACCAAUCAUAUCAACUCUUACAGCUACACAACUCUUAUUAACCAUUCUUUCCUAUGUAAAAUCAAUUAAAUCGUCCGAAGAAACGCAUGUAGACUAUGAAGAAUCUUGUGAUACGAAAUACAUUAUAGAUAUGGUACUUUUAAGCAUCAAAACAUGGAACGAAACGAAGGCAAACAACAUAACUAUGCAAUUAGAACACGAAUUGUAUAAUAAUUCCCGUAUUACUGUGACAUUCAAAGAGGAAGACAGUUUGUUGCAUAUGGACCCUACAAUUGAAACGUUGAAGGGUGAUUUAUAUAAUGAUAUAGCGCCAAAAAUUAACGCCCCGAUGUAUUUACUUAAUGAAUUGUCCGCACUUUGUAAUGUUGUGGACAGAGAAUUGGAAAAUCUAUUCGACUGUCUCAUUGACACCAUUAAAAGAAAAAUAGAUUCAAUAUUGACAAACUUAGACAAUGAUUUUCAACGCCACAAAAAUUUCAUAAACCAUUGGGAAACACAUUUUAUAAUGUUAUCGAACGAGAAUGCAACAACUAGAAGAUUGGUCGAAGAAUUAGACAAAUUAGAACAGGGGCUGUUAACAAAUGACAACCCGGUCGGACCUGCCAACAUGCUGAUACCCGAAAGAAUAAAAUACCAACAAGUAAAAAGGUUGGAAAUGAAUUUAUUUCAAAUUGUAUGCAAUCAUGCAUUGAAGGAAAGCCGAAAUAUUUUACAACAAUUAUCUGACAUUGGAAUGCAAAGAGAUAUUUCACCAUCGAAUAAAACGGAAACAAAUUUGGACAAAUGGCAGUUUGAGGUUAGCAUCCAGUUACCAAUGAAACAUACCAGUAGUCAUUGGCAAAUAGAAGAUCUCAUUAAAUCAGAUGAAUUUAAAAAAUUGCUGGCAUGUAUGACUGAACAACCAUUUGAGCCGACUGAUGCAAAAUCAAUUCUCAACACAUACGUUGAUUAUUGCAUACGUUUAGAUCCAUUUCUCAUCUCACUGUAUAAUGCGUUUGCCAAAAACGACAAAUUGACAUCACAACAAGCCGCAUGGACAUCCCAUGCUGAUGCAAUUUCUACGUUAGAAAAUAUAUGUAAAGAGAAGUCAUUAGAUCCACCGAAUGGUUGGAUAUAUUCAGCAACAAUAAAAGAAAACGUUGAAUUAUUAUUCGAUAAUGCCGAUCAGCAUCUGGAUGAAGUGAUGUUAGAAGAUUUAAAGCCUAUAUCGCAACUUCCCGUUGUUUAUGAAAAGCUUGAACAUCUUCUUGAUUUGACAUGGCAGAAAACCAAAGACAAAAUUGACCAAGGAUAUAUUGACCACAAUGACAUUUUAUGUACAAUUGAGCAUAUUGCAGAAACGGAAAACCUGUUGGGACGGCAAGAUUUGGCUGUCAGAGAACUCCUAGUCCAAUUUUCUUUUGAAUUGCACCUAACUACUAAUACGGAGCGUUUCAUUCAGCUUAGUGAUUACAAAACACAAUGGGGGAAUGCAAAAGUGUUCUUAAACGAAUAUGAUAAGAUAUUAGAACAAGACACAAAAACAACCACAAAACAAAACAUCGUGGAUAGAUUAACCUAUGUUGAUGAAGGUUUAAAUAAAUUAAACUCAGUAUGCAAAGUCAUGAAAAAUAAAGUAAACAAAAUAUACUCAUUGUUGAAUGGUACAAUAGGAACCUAUUUAAACAAUGAUGAUUUCAUAUUACGUCUCAAAGAUUAUUUGAGCAAUUUCAAAUCACCAGAUAUAAAACUCGAGGAGAGUAUCACAAUCAACCAAUGGUUGCUUAUACAUGAUACAUGUUCAGAAGCUGUUAACUUUGUAUUAAAAUCAUACGAAUUUAAUAAAAUGGUUAGAGAUUGGAUUGAAACGCUAAGUGAAAAAUAUGAUACGAUGGAAUUACCUUGCAUUGAAAACACUAUUCCUUUAUGGGAUGUACCACAUGAUGGGAGCAUCGAAAUACCUCAUUGGAAGAAUAUAAAUAGCACUUCAAUAAUGUACGCCAUAGACGAUUCUUUAGCAAUUCUAAAUACAUACAUCAGUUCAAUAUAUGCGGAAGAAUUAAAAGGUGACAUAAACGAAUGGAUAACCACUUUGUCGGGUGCUAAAAUAGAGAUAGAAAGAUGGAAGAAUACUGAAACACAAUUACAAUAUUUGUACAAUUUGUUUAGGUCUUCAACCGUACGAAAGAAAUUGGCUAAUGAAGCACAAUUACUUAACUGUAUUUUAAAAGAAUACAAUAUGAUAACCGUUAGUCUAACAUAUGUAAAUGACUUGUCUCGCUGUGAAGAAAAACUCUCAGAAAUUGCAAAUUCUAUAAAAGACCUAGAAGAUCGACUGGGGAUUUAUUUAGAUGAGCAACGCUUUAUUUGCCCUAGGUACUUUUUCCUAAGGGAUGAUGAAUUGUUUCACAUUAUCGGAAUGGUUAACAUCGAUGAGAUGAAGUCGAACAUAUCAAAGAUGUUUCCUGGCAUAUUUGCAUUGGAAUGCAAUGAUGGAUCUAUAACUGGUAUUAAAUCGAAGGAUGGCGACAGUCUACCUUUGGACGAAAAUAUUAUCUACGAAACCGUCGAGCCUUACAAAGUUCUGAUGGACAUGCAUACUUCUAUUAAAAAUAGCAUACGCUCACAAAUUUUGAGAUGCCACGAAGAAUUUACUCCUAUAUAUUGUAACGAAAAAAUGAAUCCAGAUGCAUUUUGGGGAUGCUUUAGUCGUUACGUUUCACAAGCAUUGGUGGUAUCUUUAUCCGUCAGUUGGACACGAUGUAUGGAAUCAACAAAAAGCUCCAACGAGGCAACAAAUCUGCAUAUUCUGUUAAAUAAGAUGAUAGAUAUCUUAUCAAAACCUCCCCAAACCUAUAUUUCGCAACGUAAAAAAAUGGAAAAGAUAUCUAUAGUGCUUAUAUAUCAAUUGCAAAAAUCUAAACUUCUUCCAUUGCAAAAUUUAGAGAGCUGGGAUUGGCAACGUUGCAUACGGUAUUACAUCAACAGGAAAAACGAUGUAGAGCUUCAUAUUGGUCACAAAGUACACAUUUAUGGAUAUGAGUUCAUGGGAGUAGGCCCUCCUAUGAUAAUCACUCCAUUAACAGAAACUUGCUUAAUUUCCAUAUCGGAGGCCAUGGAUAACUGUUUGAUUCCAAACCCUCAAGGCCCUGCAGGAACAGGAAAAACAGAAAGUAUUAAGGUUUUGGCUGAAUUGUGCGGACAUCCAUUUUGGAUUUUCAAUUGCAGCGAAGGUUUCGAUUCUAUUUCUAUGGAAAGAAUAUUCGCUGGAUUAUGUCAGAUGGGAGCAUGGGGCAUAUUUGAUGAGUUCAAUAGGCUGAUCGAUGGAGUUUUGUCUUCUAUUGCUGAGAAAAUACAGCAGAUGAUCAAGUGCAAAAAAGGGAAUAUAGGCGAUAUAACAUUGGUAAAUCGAAAAAUCUUGUUAGAUAAAAAUGUUGGAAUAUUCAUUACUAUAAAUCCUGGAUAUAUCAGCCGUAGACAGUUUCCAUUGAACUUGAGAAAGUUAUGUAGACCCAUCAUUAUGGAAAAUGUCGAUCUUAAACAAAUAAUUCAUGCAAUGUUAAUGUUGAACGGUAUAUCGGACUCAUCACUUGUUUCCAAAACACUUUGGGAUAUCCUCCAUUGCUGUAGAAUAUGUUUUGGUGAACUUAUAUAUGAUUUCGGCUUAAGAUGUUCCAAAAGCAUCCUACUACAUAUCAGUAUGAAUCUGCACCGGGAUAAUAACAAGAAUCCAUAUAGCGUAUAUUCUAUUAUUGACUACUUAAAGACUGCAUUGUCAACAGUAAUUUUACCGCGUUUGCUCUCAAACGAAAAAUGCGUCCUAAACACCGUAGUUGUGGGUUGCUUACCCAAACAUAUUGCGCAACCUGAUCUGAUCCAUCAAACAUCUGAUGAUCAACAUGAUGCGUUCGUAAAAUUAUUCGACUCACAAUAUGAGACUCUUUCUGAGGUGCCCAAUUUAAAAGAAAAGUGUAGCACGUUGUUUAGCCUUAUGAAACUUACGAAAGGCAUCAUUUUGUAUGGUCCAUCAGGAUCAGGCAAAACAUUAUGUUUGAGUGCUACAGUGAAUAUAAUGAGACAAAUAAAUGGUGGCAAUUAUGAUGUAAUUAGGUUUGAUCCCAAUGCAAUAGAUCCCAAUGAAUUGUAUGGGAACGAUAAUAAUGGAUCGUGGCAAGAAGGACUGUUUUCCUACACAUUACGGCAGUACAGCUGCUCACCAAGAAAUUUAAUAAUUAUAUUUGAUGGAGAUAUAUAUUCAUCAUGGGUGGAAAAUAUGAAUUCACUACUUGACGACAACCUGGUAUUAACAUUAACCAAUGGCCAUCGUAUUCCUUUGACUCCAAAUGUAACAAUUCUUUUUGAAACACACAGUUUACAACACGUAACGCUAGCUACAACGUCACGAUGCUCUCUUAUAAGAUUUGAAAUUAAGGAAUCCUACUUGUGUAUACCAGAAUACAAAUCUUAUUUUGAUUUUCUUGAUACAGACAUUCGAUUACAUAGGUACCACUUAUUUAAGGCUCUAUACCUAAGCUCUCAUGAUUAUGUAAAUUUCAUAUUCUCUUUUGCUUUGUCAUAUGGAUCAUAUAUGGGAAAAUUAGAAUGGCAAAGCUUUCUAGAUAAAAUUGAUGAUAUAAGCAAACCAAACGAACAGCGAAUAGUAUACACGGCAGCAGCGGGACAAAUAGUAGGCGAAAGUAACAAUAGUGAGUUGCAUAUCAUUGUCAAAACACUAUUAUUACAUGGUAAUUCUGCAGUAUUUACGUCAACACAAAAUAGUGAUUUAAGUGUUAUAAUUGGAAAUAUAGUGAGCUCUAUAGACGGGUGGUUUUUAGUAACUAUGUACCUUUCUAAGAACGCUGGUAGAAAAGCUAUUAUGAAAGUAUUACAGAAACAUACGGUUAUUACUUUGAUAGGGUCAAAUUUAACAAUGCUACCUAUUGAGAAACUUGAUGGUGCAUCGCGUAUGGUUUUGCUUAUAGAGGAUAUUGAUUGUUUAACAACAGAACCGACAGAUUUGCAAUGUUGGUCACUCAUUAGGGAAUUGGUUGAAUUCAAAGCCUUGUUUACAAAAAAUGAAACAGAUAAUUGGACAAAAGUGCAUCUAAAAGACAUUUCAAUUUUCUUAGCAACAAAACAACCAUCACCUAAUUUAAUCCCGCAGCGUCUUAGGAAAUCAUUACCCGUGAUUAACAUAGAAUUGUUACUUGAUUGUCGCAAUUAUACACAACUUACAAUCCCUGGGACUGUAGAUGAUACAGAAUCAAUUGAAUUUGAUGCAUCACAAAGAGAUGGAUUUAGGGAUAAACUGAUCUAUUUAAAUAUAGACUUGUCGACUAUAGAGCAUUUUAGUGAAUCCUUUCAAACACUAAGACAGUUUUUACAGCAGAAAUGCAAUAGAUUGAUCAUUAUGGGUUGUGAUAUGCAUUUAAGAAAGAUACUUUGUGAAGCAACGUCAAGUUUCAACGGAUACAAAAUCACAUGUCUCGACCAUACAAGUUGGAAUAGCACCAUGGUAAACGCAUUUCAAAAUGCAGUAUUCAAAUGUGAGAAAAUAUGUAUAUAUAUUGACUGGGACCUUCUUGUAUUACAAUCACCAGAGGUCGCCUGCGAAAUGAAACAUAUGAUUAUCACUGGAGAUUACUCGUCAAUUCUAUCUACGGAUGUAACAGAUAUAUGUGAAAACAAAGCUCAUUUGACAGAUGUUGAAAGCUCUGGACAGGACAUACAAAGGAGUGUAUUUGGACAUAUUAAAUAUAUUAUAUCUACAAAAACACAAAAUGUAGACGCAUCAUUAAUUAGCAAAAGCAUGUUACUAACGCUCCCUCAUCUUUCUAGUAACUUCAAAGCAAGUGUACAAAAUGCUUUAAUGCCAGCAGACUUCAAAUUUGACAUGCGAAAGAUAUAUGAUAUAUACGUUGGUAAAUUUAGGCAGAAAUCCAGCUUAAGCGAUUUUUUGGUUUAUAUCAUUUCAACCAAGGAUAAUAUUAUUGAUAAUAAAACAGCACAUAUGACUGAAUAUAAGCACUUUGAAACUGGAAUAAAAAGAAUAAAUAAUGCUAAAAGUGAAAUAGCGUCAAUGCAAACAAUAUUGGAUAGUCAAAGAACCAAGUUGGUUGAGAAAAAUGAAGAAGCCAAGAUAAAAGUAGACCAAAUUACAAAAUUAAAAAAUGAAGCUAAGAUUAAACAAGAGAAAGCGAAUGAAAUGAAAAUAUCCUUAGAAAAAGAGAAAGGCGUUUUAAUAGAUAGAAACAAGGAAAUACAACAUCAACUUGAAGCAGUAGCUCCUCUCAUUGAGGAAUCGCAAAAAGAGAUUGAAUCUAUAAAUCGAAAAAGCCUGGACGAAUUGCGCAGCAUGAGCAAUCCCCCAUCGAUUAUCAAAGACACUAUGGAAAUGGUAGUGCUUCUUUUAACAAAUUCUACUUCUUCUAACAUCGCAUGGGAUAUAUGUAGAAAAGUUAUCAAAUCUGCAGAUUUUAUUACAAAGAUAGUACAAUUUAAUACUCAAGCAUUGAACCCCGUAACGGUAUCGAUUGUUAAAGAACGGCUGAAAAACCCUUCAUGGGAUAAAGAUAGAAUAAGCAAAGCUUCUAAAGCAGCUGGCCCGCUUGCCAGGUGGGUAGAAUCAAUUUUGCGUUAUGGUGAAAUAGCAUUAAAUGUAGCACCACUGUUAAAAGAAGUGGAAUUACUUAAAGAAUCGAAUGCUAAAAAUGAAGAAUUGUUGAAUGCACAGUCAGAGUUAAUUAUGAAUUUAGAGAACGAUAUAGAUCAAUAUCAGGUCGAAUACUCAGACUUAGUUCAAUCGAUAGCCGAUGUUAAGACGGAAAUCGAAAAUGCAUCUCUACGCCUUGUACGAUCGGAAAAGAUUAUGUCAAACUUAUCUACUGAAGUUGGCCACUGGAAUAAUUCCAUAGCCACUCUGGAAAGGAACAAUGACUGUAUCAUAGGGAAUGCAAUACUUGUAUCAAGUUUAUUAAAUUUAUGUGGGAUGAUGAAAUCUCAUGAUCGUAAAAAGUUUUAUAAGAUGGUAACAGAUGUGUUAAAGCAAGAAGAAAUUAAUUACUCCGUUGAUCCAUCAUAUCUUGAUGAUUGCACAAGCCGUAUGAUCCAAAGCAAUAUGAAAUAUCGCCACUGUAUCAUUUUGGAUGCCACAGAUAUGAUGUAUAUUAAGUACAUCGAUGGUGAUUAUAAAAAAGUAUCAGCAUGUGAUGAACAUUUUUUGUCUAUUCUGUACGCUAGCAAAAAAUGCAACUUGACAUUAGUCAUCACUGACAUUGUAUAUGCUCAUACAAACAUUAAACAUGUCAUAUUAGAUGAGGUUCUCAAUAAAGGAAAAGGGCUAAAAAUUUUAUUUGAAAUAUCUACUGACGAUAUACGACGUUGCGAACAGUUAAAAACAGAAGAUGAUCACUAUAUACAGAAUAUCUUUGAUUUGUGCUAUAAAUUGCGGUUGAAAAUGACAGAAGAACAUUUUAAUUCCUUUUGUUUAGAUAUUUUAAUGAAGGAAAUAAACCCUACUUUAUACAAUGCCCACACGGAUGUGAUAAUAACACAGCAUGAAAUAAAAGGAAAAUUACAUGGAAAGGAAGAUGAAUUGCUUGGUAUCUUAUCUACAACCGAGGACAUCUUAGCUGAUAACUUAUCUGAUUACCUCGAUGAAUAUAGGAACGAGAGGGACAAGUUACAUGAUUCACUGUCUGAAUGUGAAAAAGUGGUUGACCGAUUUAACAAAUUCAUUAUGGAGCACUCGGAUUUCACAUCGCUCAUAUCUUCUUUAUAUAACACCAUCAAAAAACUUGAAUCGAUAAAUAGCAUGUACGCAUUUGAUGUAUACAUGUUAUUACACGCUAUGAAAAACUGUCAUUCCAGGCCGCUUCGUAAUCAGGUCUUAAUCAAAGUUGUUUAUAGCUGGGUUUGCCAGUCUAUAUUUACUGAUGAUCUACUGAAUUGGACUGUAGAUAUAUUGAACAUAUAUUACAAUCAAGUUGACAGGUGCGCCGACAUAAAUAAUCUAUUAGAAGAAAUAUCACAGCCCCAAUCCGAGUCAUCAAAACUUUAUCAAAAAAUUGAGCAUAUGAGACAAAUAUACUUGCAAUAUGAUGAUUCCUUACUUUUUGGAAUACAAACAGAUAUAUUUGACUAUUACAAUCUGAUAAUAGUUGUUACCAAGAGCUUUGAUGAUCCAACAGAGUUCUUAUAUUCUUACGCUACAUCAAAGGGUCAUGAAUUAAAAACACUAGCAAUGUCUACCCUUGCCGAUAUGUCAUGCAUUAUCUCCAAUAUAGAAGUAUUACUAUCAGAAGGCUAUUGGGUAGUAUUGAAGAAUGCCCAUCUAAUGCCUUCAUGGUUCGAGAGAUUUGAGUGUCAAUUUCCAAAUAAAUCUGAUUCACCCAAGCUUUUUGUCACAUGGGAUCAUACUAUGUCUAUUAAUCGAAAUAUUAUGCUACGCCGUUACCGCCUUAUAUAUCAAGGUGCUGAUAGUUUUCAAUCUACUUUUCACAGGUUAUAUCAACUAUACUCCCACUUAUUUAUUGACUGCGAUCUUAUCAAAAGCCACCUGAUGAUGAAAGCAGUUCUUGUACACGCAAUCAUCAUAUGUCGCCAAUCAUAUAUUCCCUAUGGGUGGACUCAAAUGUACCUGUUCGAUUUGAACGAUUUGUCUCUAGCAUUAAAUGCAACCACACGCUUUCUAGAAAUUCAUUACAACGAAUUGAACAGUUACAAUGGUUCGAUAUUAGAAUUCCAGCAGUCAUCGCUACUACUUAAGGAUUGGAAGACACGCAUAUACGAGAUCUACCAACCUAAAAUAUCACAUGAUCUUGAUUGUAAGAUUUUGUAUGAUAUUAUUUGUUUCACCGAUAUUGGUAAAUAUAUAAUACCUCUACCUUCCCUAAAUAUUUUAGAAUGGAUUGAGAUGAUACCGAACGAUAGAACAUCUUCAUCAUUGAUCGGGUUACCCGAUUUUACGGAAACACUGAUGCUUGAAUCUAAGUUUAGAAAACUCAGAAAUUUUAGAAUGUCCAGCGCAGCACAUAUUACCCAAGAUACCACAUGUAGCAAUAUCGCAUCGUAUGAAUCGUUAAAUAUAUUUGACGGUCAAAUGCCACUACUCGAUGCCGCUCUGCAACGUCAAUGGAGAAAGUUGCCUAUGAAACAUGACGAAAGAUAUAUAGCUUCUGAGUACAACAAACUUAAAACCAUGUUUGAACAGCAAGUACCAGUUACGGUAAACUUCGAUGUAUUUGCGGAACCCUUAGAAAUAUUGGACAUUUUAAGAAUACAAGCUUCAAUAUCAUCUGGUUUUGAUCUCGAUAAUUUGAUAUUAACGGCGGGACUCUUUCCUGUAGUUAGCAAUCUAGAUAUAACUAAUAUUGCAAAACGUACAUGCAACUGCAAACCCAUUAAUGGAAAGCUACUAAUUGAUCAUUUAGAACUAAUGGGCGCGUCAUAUGACUGCAAAACUCAUCGUAUAUGUAUACCAACAGAGACAUCAGUUGAGUCACGGGAACCUACUCAGGUUUUAGUAGAAUGGAUACGGCAUACAUGCAACAUUAAACAAGAAACAGUAUUAUUACCAAUAUACAACUCCGAAGGAAAACUAAGCUACAGUUUGAAUUUUGCUAUUAACAAAGAUGAUGAUCUGAUAUAUCUGAGAAAUGUGCAUCUAAAGGCAAUAGGUUAAAUGCUCUUCGGUUUGAACUUUUCAUUCCAC